Molecule: messenger RNA, 1314 nt
Organism: Planococcus citri (citrus mealybug)
Lineage: Eukaryota; Metazoa; Arthropoda; Insecta; Hemiptera; Pseudococcidae
Exons: 5
Coding region: 290-1198 (302 amino acids)
Source: RefSeq, a predicted model, not a curated record
AGCUGUUUUAACAGAGUUGGAGAUAGAAAAAUUGUGGAAAUUGCUGCGACGACGCUUGGGCGAAGAUCGUGAUGAUAAAAAUUAUAUGAAAACGCGAGAAAUAUGUAUACACAACUAAGACUAAGAGGAAGGACCUUGAAAUCGAUCCGAAGGGAUUACAGCCCAGCUCGUCCUCAAAGAAAAUCUACAGCGAGUCGUAUUCGAGGCCAAUUUUACGAAAAUAUUGCGUAUGUUAUCGGUUGCAAAAUCAUGUAUCGGAAGCUGAAACCUGAAAAAUAAAAUUGGACCUAUGUUACCCAUAAUUACUUGCCUGACUUUAUUAUCGGUGAUAUACAUUGUCCACGUUCAGGCUGACGAGCAAGAUGACCCAAUCGAUUCAAAUAUAUUCUCGUCAUCGGAAAAACAAGAACUAAAAAUAUUUCAAGGCCACCAAAGAUGGCUUCACAAGAAAGCCCUUAGACAACUCAAAGAAAAAGAAGCAACCUCUUUUUUUUCAUAUUUUUGUUGCGCUGUGGAUCAUUGCAGAGGUGUGAUGGAACUGAAUCACAAAUUUACAGAAUUAUAUCUGAAUUUAUACCACACACGUGUAACCCCUCAAGACUUACCAGAAGAUUUUCAGCAUUUAAAUGACACCUGUGAUGAAUGGUUGGACGUAGUAUUUUACCGAAAAAACCCAAAAAAUAAAAAACCACCGCGGCAAAAAAUUAAAUCCGCAUACCUGGUAUGGUAUACUGCUUUGUCUUCGGAACGCGAUGACAAUGCACAUAGUUAUUUCUUAAACUUGAUACGCACUAAAUUACAAAAAAUUAGAAUCAUCAAACCAAUCAAAUAUGAAACCAACGAUGUGAUAUACCGCCGUUUUUCUGCUUCCAUGGCAAGGUCUUACCGAAUUUUCGCCAGUCUAUACCAUGAUUUAAUCACAGAAAUGUCAAAUAUAGGACGCAAAAAUCCGAAACUGCCAUUCAAUGAAGUAUUAUUUGAACUGAUCCCAAAAUGGAGCAUGACGGCUGAGGACAUUGCGUUUCAAAAUGUUCUUAUAGAUGCACAUCACAAUCGACCCGUUAAUGCAAACAAAACUUUAAUUGAAACGAUUUUUUUUGAAAGAGGAACGGAUGACUGGGUAUGUGUUCCUGCUGAGAAUUCAGAAUACUGCAUUGUUAUACGUAACGAAACACCUCCAGCACAUUACUUGUUCUAAGUAUUCCUCUACUAGAUAAUAUACCUAUACCUUAGCAACUACAACCUACCAAAGAUCUCGGUAUGCUGUAUACUCCAAAUAUUUAAACAUCUUGAUAAAAUCAUUUUUUAAUCAAA